AGGGCUGGGCUAGCGAUCACAAAAAUCACAAAAGUCGAUAGAUCGAUCUAUCCACAAAUCAAGCCAGCCACCUACGUACGUGUGCAACUCGCCGGAAUCAAGCUUUGAAGAUGGUGUCCGCGGACGUGGCCCGGAGCGUCGUCGGCAUCGUCGGCAACGUCAUCUCCUUCGGGCUCUUCCUGUCGCCGGUGCCGACGUUCUGGGGGAUCAUCAAGAAGAAGGACGUGGAGGAGUUCAGCCCGGUGCCGUACCUCGCCACCAUCUUCAACUGCAUGCUCUGGGUCUUCUACGGCCUCCCCUUGGUCCACCCCAACAGCACGCUCGUCAUCACCAUCAACGGCAUCGGCCUCGCCAUCGAGGCCGCCUACCUCGUCACCUUCUUGCUGUACGCGCCAAACAGGAAGCGCCUCUGGGUGCUCGCCGUGCUCGCCGCCGAGGCCGUCCUCAUGGCCGCCCUCGUGACCGGCGUGCUCCUCGGCGCCCACACGCACGACAGCCGCUCCAUGAUCGUCGGAAUCCUCUGCGUCAUCGCCAACACCUGCAUGUACGCAGCCCCGCUCAGCGUCAUGGGCAAAGUUAUCAAAACCAAGAGCGUCGAGUACAUGCCCUUCUACCUCUCCUUGGUCGGAUUGCUCAACGGAGGCUGCUGGACGGCCUACGCCCUCAUCAAGUUCGACCUCUACAUCACCAUCCCCAAUGGCCUCGGUGUGCUCUUCAGCAUCGCCCAGCUCAUCCUAUACGGAUGCUACUACAAGUCCACCCCAAAGAAGGCCAAGAACGUCGAGCUGCCAACCAUCGCCGACAAAACCCUCAGCACCAACGUCUAGCGCACCCUCCUGCGCAAGGCCGUCCGUCCUCUAGUUUCAGCUACAUGCAUAUGUUAGACUUAUAUAUACUCGUAUACUACUAGCCAGUUCUUCCAUAGUUCAGACAUAUUAGUAUCUUCUACUUUUAACUGGUGGUGUUAGUCUUCAGUUAAUUCAUAGGCGUACCUGUCUUUGGUCCUUAUUAUUAUUCUUGUCUAUAUACGAUUUUCAUGAUAUUAUGAUUGGGUUUAUUUAA
This is a messenger RNA of Lolium perenne, 1062 nucleotides long. Its product is annotated as bidirectional sugar transporter SWEET6a. Lineage: Eukaryota; Viridiplantae; Streptophyta; Magnoliopsida; Poales; Poaceae. Gene Ontology annotation, molecular function: sugar transmembrane transporter activity. Gene Ontology annotation, biological process: carbohydrate transport. The record is from RefSeq and is a predicted model, not a curated record. Gene Ontology annotation, cellular component: membrane.